Messenger RNA from Fraxinus pennsylvanica, 1146 nucleotides. Lineage: Eukaryota; Viridiplantae; Streptophyta; Magnoliopsida; Lamiales; Oleaceae. The record is from the annotation of a GenBank genome assembly.
AUGGGGGAUGGUGAUGAUAGCAUGAGGGAUUUAAGAGCUUCAAAAAUGGAGAAUCUUUCUUUGGAGAUUGCAACAAACAUAUUUUCUAAGGACUUGUUGCAAAGGUUUAUGGGUAGUAGUAGCGAAUACGAUGCGGUGAAAGAGGAGGAUGAGGAGAUUGAGUUGAAUCUUGGGUUGUCAUUGGGGGGUAGAUUUGGUGUAGACAAGAGUUCUAAGAAGUUAGUGAGGUCAUCUUCUAUAGCUGAGUGUUUACCAGUGGUGAGAGAUGAUAAUGAUGCGGUGGCACCACCACCGGUCGCGUAUGACAGCCUGGUGAGGACCUCUUCAUUGCCAGUAGAGACGGAGGAGGAGUGGCGGAAGAGGAAGGAAUUACAGACCUUAAGACGAAUGGAGGCUAAGAGGAGAAGGUCAGAGAAGCAAAGGAUAUUGAAGGGUGAUAAAGAAAGCGGCUGCAGUGGUGGGGGAAAUAGUGGCAAUUUGAUUUUGGAGGAGAAGAGAGAAACUGAGGUGAAUUUGAGGGUUAAAUUGGAUAGAGAGACACUUUCUGCAGCCGGGAACAAAUGGGCGGGGCCGCCAGUCCGGCUGUCUUCGUGGACUGCUGCUGCUGCUAGACAGGCCCUUAUUGGAAGAGGGAUUGAUGCAACGGUGCCAAAAGGGAAGAGUGGUGGUGGGACGAAAGGGUCCGGGCAACCAAUGUCUCAAGGGUCAUUGGAGUCACAAGGGGGGAGCUCUUCAAGCAUGUCUGAAUUGGAGAGUAAACCUCUACAUGGUGGUGAUGAACCGAGUCCUGCCAGUGUCCAGUCCUUGCAAGAUCGAAAAGCAGGCUCUUCCAGGACAAAAGCAAGAGAAAACACUAUGGAGAAUCCAUCUAGGAGAUCUCAUAUCACAAGAAGUCGAGGUAAAGAGACGGGAACAAAUAUGAUGGAGGAUAUGCCAUGUGUGUUUACAAAAGGAGACGGCCCUAGUGGUAGAAGAGUGGACGGGAUACUAUACAAAUAUGGAAAAGGAGAAGAAGUGCGGAUAAUGUGUAUUUGUCAUGGCAGCUUCUUGUCACCAGCGGAGUUCGUCUUGCAUGCAGGAGGCAGUGAUGUGGAUCACCCUCUCAAGCAUAUUGUCGUGAACCCCAACUCUCUGUCCCUAUUGUAA